AUGAGACGUACCAAAACCAUCCAGCGAACUGUUCAAUUCUCGCUUAUCUUAUUUCUCAUAUGCUUGAUCGUCACUCAACUAUAUGGGAAUUCCAUUACUACCAGCUUGAGACUUGAUUUUGAUUCUGGUGCUAAAGAAUAUGAAAUACAGAAUGUCGUUACCGAUGGCGAUAAUUUGUUGAGCUACGACAUUGCAAUAUCAUCACCAACUUUUAUCGAUACUUCUAUCGAGGAUGUGCUUAAGAAGCUUUUGAAAGAAAUCAAGACAGACGGGUACCUUAAAGAUCAAUACCUGGAAUUCAUAUUAGAUGAUCUCAAGAAGAAUAUAAAAGAUAGGGAUUGGAUCCAUACCCAUUGGUUCCAAUUAUCUGGGUCGUCUGUAUGGUUAGAAUCAAAUGAAGUUUUCUUUUAUGUAUCGAGGAUCAUUUAUUCACCUGGAGGCGAAAAGAAUAAUCCUUUGAUUUCCAUUUCUUAUGUACAAUUGUUUGAUAAGAAUUGGAAGGAAGUCAAGUCUCUGAUGGCAACCAGUUCCUCAUAUCCUCGUUUCCUUAAGAUACCGUUUAGUAAAGUUCAAGGGAAACUGACGAACAGAAACUUUGGUCCUGAAGAUCCUCGAGUAUUCUCAAUAACAAAUGAUAAGGCUCAACAGGAAGUAUUGGUGAUUUAUAGUGCUCAAAAGGAAGACGGCCAUAGAACAAUGAAUAUAGCGUGGCCUUUAGAAGAAGAUGAACAAACAGGGUUAACAAAAACAUUGGAACUUCGUUAUCCAAGAAAUUACGGUUUGAUAGAGAAGAACUGGACUCCAUUUGUGGAUCCCACAUUAAAAGGUGAAAAUGGGGAAGAUAUUGUGGUCAGCUUUGUGUAUGACUGGCUGAGUUUACAAUUAUUAAACUGUCAUUUAAAAUCGGGUAAUUGUGAGGUUAUAUACGAGGUAUUUUCGCCAGUUACAUCUCCAGACCUGCUCCAUAAUGUUAGAAGAAAUAAGGAGGUUAACAAGGAAUUCGGUGAACUACGUGGAGGUACUCCUUUAAUUCAUUUUCCCAACAUUCCUUCUCGGGUAAAAACAUAUAGAGGGACUCAAAUUUCCGAAGUAUGGGCAGGUUUCAGUAGGUAUCAUUUAGAGGAUUGCGGUUGUGGGGUUAACUUAUACCGUCCCGCAUUGGUUGUGUUGAUAAAGGAUUCAAAUAAUGAAUAUCUAUUGGCUCAAUUAAGUUCAGCAAUUGAUUUUGAUUUGAAAGUACUUGGUUGGAACUUGAAAGAAUCAUGGAAAUAUUGUGAAGGUUCAAGUGCUUUGAUACCUAAUGGUAUAAGCCGUUGGAGAUAUACAGAAGAUGUCGAUGACAUGUGGCUCACUUUUUCUAUGAGUGAUGCUACAAACUUUAGGAUCAAAAUUGGGAACUUGAUGCAUGAAAUUGAAAGAGGAUUAGCGUACGUAGGAGACUCGGCUAAAGUCUCCUUUGCAGUCGAGAAAUCAAAGGAAUAUUGUAGACUUUAUGGUGAGAAAUACAAGCUCACUAAAGUCGUUAAGUUUACUCCUGAGAAGAACGUUCCUGAUAGAGUUAAAGACUUUAUGAAGCUUGAAGGUAGUGAAGACCGUGGUACUCCACCACCACAACAAAAACCUGCAAAAAACGCUAAGUAUUUAGAAAGUCAACCACCUUUUGAUGGUAAGAAGGUUGUUCUUUAUCCUACUAGUUUUAAAGGGAACCCAAAAAAACAUUUCGAAGAUAAUUUCGGACUGUUUCCAAAGGAAGCAAAGAUUCUAAGUCUAUCUAAAUAUGAAUCUCCAUUAAAGACCAACCGAUACCACGAGUACAAAAUACCUCUUUAUCAUGCUUUCCAGGAUAUUAAUCCCAAAACUCAAUGCAGAAAGAUCAAGAAAGACCUUAAGGUACAGAUCAGUGAGCCCAUAGCAAAGGAUGCUGAUAUGAAGAAAAUUGUCAAGAGUAUUUUACAAUCAAAUUCCGAGUAUCUUGCCGAAUUCAAACCCUACUUUGCUGAGCAUCUGGAACAAUUGCUUGAAGAGGACAUUAUUGAAACCUUUUGGUAUCGAUUUGCUGGGACUUCAGUUUGGUUAGAAGAAUAUGGGAUUCAUUUGAUGGUAUCAAGAGUUCUUUAUUCGAUGGAAGGUGUUCGCGACCGGCCAAUUAUAUCAUUUGUUUAUGCACAAGCCUUUGAUAGUAGCUGGACAGAAUUAGAAGAUGUUGAUCUCAUCAUACCUGAUUCCCAUAUGAAGGUGACAUACCCACAAUUUGUUCCUAUCCCCACUUUCCAUGAACCAGUGAAGAAUCAGGUCACAUAUUAUGGUCCAGAGGAUCCUCGUAUUGUCUUGAGAAGAAACAGUAAAGGACAUUUAGAACCUAUUGUAAUCUUCAACCAAAAGCAAAGAGAAAUUUUUAAGAAGGAAGAAGGUGAAGAUGAAAAUGGUGAAAAGGGUGAAUGGGUGGGGUUCGAGAUCUUUAGGGCCAUGUACGUAUGCUUUCUUUGGCAAACUCAAAUUGGUAAACUGAAUGUGGAUCCAUUGGCUACAGAAUAUGCUUCACAACAAUAUAGUCGUAUUGUUGAGUUAGACCGGUUCCAUAGUGAAAAGAAAGAGGCAGAGAAGAACUGGACUCCAUUUUUCUCUUAUAGAGAACGUCAAAAGCAUGGAUUUGAUAAGGCAAUCUAUUUUGUUUAUUCAUGGGACAAAUUUGAAGUCUUGAAAUGUGAUAUCCCUACUUCAUCUGAUCAUUCAUUGUGCAAACUUGACUACACAAUGGACAAAGAUUUAAUUGGCCAAUAUCGAAGCGGCGUUCUUACUGACAUUCAAUUGAAGUCCAGACCACUUUAUGCAGAAGACCUUGAGAAGGAAGAGGAGACACUUUUGGUUGGUCCAAUGAGAGGGGGUACUCAGUUGGUUAGUAUUAAUGAACUUUCAGAUAGAUAUGAGCUUCAAUUGGACCUUGAACAUGAUUAUUGGUUAGCAUUUGCUCGUUCAAGAUUGCCUUACUGUGGUUGUGGGAGAGCAAUGUAUAGACCACAUCUUGUUUUGGUUAGAAAGGAUAGGGAGACCUCACAAUAUCAUAUAACUCAUAUGUCACUGUUUCUACUGUUUGAUGUUGAUAUUUUACCUUGGAAUCCUACUGAGCCUGAGAAGUUAUGUGGAAAAUAUCCAAACAUUCUUCUUCCUAAUGGAAUCUCAGAUUGGUCAUUCACCGAACGUGGCGAUGAUUUCUUGACCCUUGCAUAUACAAAUGCAGACUUGAGAGUUGAGAUGAUUACUAUUCGGGGUUUAUUAAAGACAUUACAACGGAUUAAUUCCUUUGAUCCGAAUAAAUCGAUAACUUCUGAGCAAAAUGUUGAAUGUGCCAUAAUGAGAUCAAUGGACUUCUGUAAAGCGUAUGGAGACAUUCACUUUUCGCCAGAUGAUUAUAUUGAAGCAUUUCCUCAUGCCGAUUCAGCAUGA
Molecule: messenger RNA, 3444 nt
Organism: Lizanozyma spartinae
Lineage: Eukaryota; Fungi; Ascomycota; Pichiomycetes; Serinales; Debaryomycetaceae
Exons: 1
Coding region: 1-3444 (1147 amino acids)
Molecular function (GO): mannosyltransferase activity
Source: RefSeq, a predicted model, not a curated record